AAAAAUGGCGCUGAUAGCCCCUUGAUGAGUUCGCGCAUUAGCAUGCAUUAGUAAAUGUUAUUUGUCAAUGACAUUGUUUAUUUGUUGUUUAAUUACAAUUUCUCAGUUUUUUCCUUUUUACCCUAGAUUUUUUUCUACGUUUUUGAAGUGUUAUCAUCAUGCCUGAAAGAUGUUUCAUUUGGUCUUGCCAAAGCAGUGGUAAACUCCCAAAUAUUUACUAUUUUCGCUUUGGUUCCAGGAAGGAACUAUGGCUUGAAGCCUUGAGAAUACCUGAUAAGGAUAUAAGUUCUAGGAAUCUUCUUUGUUCCAAACAUUUUGAUGCAUCAGAUGUUGUGUUUCCUGAUAGUGAACAUGGCAGAGUAAGGCUCAAACCAAAAGCUGUGCCCAAACAUUUCAUAAUCAAAAGGAAAUCAACUGACAUUCUUUCUUCUGAACCCCCGAAAAAAAAAGUUGCAAGGAAACACCAUGAUAUGUUGGAACAAGAACAACCUUCCACAUCCAUGAAUAAACAACCUAGUAAUAAUUAUGAAGCAGAAGUUGUUCAUAUCCCAAAGCACAUGAAAGAACAGCUUUCCAGUUCAACUGAUAGUGCUGGACUGAAGCAUACUCCUAAAAGAAAUAGGAGGCUAAUCAAAAAAAUUCAUACAUACAGGUGUGUACAUUUCCUU
Molecule: messenger RNA, 668 nt
Organism: Phaedon cochleariae (mustard beetle)
Lineage: Eukaryota; Metazoa; Arthropoda; Insecta; Coleoptera; Chrysomelidae
Source: the annotation of a GenBank genome assembly